Molecule: messenger RNA, 1491 nt
Organism: Apaloderma vittatum (bar-tailed trogon)
Lineage: Eukaryota; Metazoa; Chordata; Aves; Trogoniformes; Trogonidae
Gene: FBXL4
Product: F-box and leucine-rich repeat protein 4
Exons: 5
Coding region: 1-1491 (496 amino acids)
Biological process (GO): SCF-dependent proteasomal ubiquitin-dependent protein catabolic process
Cellular component (GO): SCF ubiquitin ligase complex
Molecular function (GO): protein binding
Source: RefSeq, a predicted model, not a curated record
AUGCCACCAGUGUUUCCCAUGUUAACAGUUCUGAGCAUGUUUUACUAUAUGUGCCUUCGGCGCCGAGCUAGGACAGCAACAAGAGGAGAAAUGAACAGCCGGAGGGCUAUUGAAUCAAACACCCGAGCCUUACCUAUCAACGUCGAAAUAGUUCAGUAUGCCAAAGAAGUGUUGGAUUUCAGCUCUCACUAUGGUAGUGAAAACAGCAUGUCGUAUACCAUGUGGAAUUUAGCAGGUAUUCCAAAUGUGUACCCCAGUUCUGGUGACUUUACUCAGACCGCGGUCUUUCGAACUUACGGAACCUGGUGGGAUCGUUGCCCGAGCGCUCGGCUGCCAUUCAAGAGGACGCCUUCCACCUUCUGUAGCCAGGACUAUGUGGAACUCGCUUUUGAGGAACCAGUUUAUCCCACUGCAGUGCACAUUCUGGAAACGUAUCAUCCUGGAGCUAUAGUCAGGAUUUUGGCAUGCUCUGCAAAUCCUUACUCACAAAAUCCACCAGCUGAAGUAAGAUGGGAAAUCCUUUGGUCCGAGGCACCUGUGAGGGUGGACGGUCCUCAGGCUCGGCAAUUCACACCUUGUAUCAAACAGAUAAACUUUCCCACAAACUUAAUCCGACUAGAAGUGAACAGUUCUCUUCUGGACUAUUACACUGAAUUGGAUGCAGUAGUACUACAUGGCGUAAAAGAGAGGCCUGUGCUUUCACUUAAGACUUCAAUGAUUGACAUGAAUGAUAUUGAUGAAGAUGAGGAUGAAGAAAAGUAUGGCUGUGGAAUGGACACACUUAAUAAACAGUUCAGCAUUGUUACUCUCAGGGAGUGGCCAACCAAUGGAUAUUUUGAUAAACUGCCUUAUGAGCUCAUCCAGUUGAUUUUGAGUCACCUUACAGUACCAGACCUGUGUAGACUAGCGCAAACUUGUAAGCUACUGUAUCAACAUUGCUGUGAUCCACUACAGUACAUUCAUCUCAGUUUACAACCUUACUGGGCAAGAAUUAAUGAUACAUCUCUGGAAUACCUACAGUCUCGCUGCACUCUCAUCCAGUGGCUGAAUUUAUCUUGGACUGGAAACAGGGGAGCCAUCUCUGUUUCUGGAUUUAGCAGGUUCUUGAAAGUUUGUGGCUCUGAACUAGUACGUCUUGAGUUGUCUUGUGGCCAUUUCCUCAAUGAAACAUGCUUGGAGGUCAUUACUGAAAUGUGUCCAAAUCUUCAGGAAUUAAAUCUGUCAUCAUGUGAUAAAAUACCACCUCAGGCUUUCAACCACAUAGCCAAAGUGGGCGGCCUAAAGCGUCUCAUUCUCUAUCGAACAAAAGUGGAGGUAGGAAAAAGUAUUUUUAACCUUUGCAAUAAAUGCUUUCAAUCCUGGUAUGGGGGUUUGGGACUUGAAGGUCAGGUGAAUGAAGAUGGAGACAAAAAUCCAACCAGUGAGUCCUCCAGCGUUUGUCACUCACCCCGUGCCUUAGGAGUUCUUCAGUUAAGAAGAAAAGGAGGGUAG